GUCGUCAACUGAUAUGGCGAGAAAAUCGGGCAAAAAGCGCAAGGCGACACAGGAUCCUGCAGCGGUGCAUGCUGCAAACCAAGUGACCGAGGCAGAGGAGCUAUUGAAUGCAGGCUCCAUUGACCAAGGUCGUGCGUUGCUGGAAUCUGUCGUGGCCAAGGCUGUGGACGCGCAGGUCGUCCAAGUGGCCCAGUACUCGCUGGCCAUGUUGCACUUGUGCAGUGGCAACGCAUCGGCCGCGGACGACCUCCUAAGUUCCCUGGGCAUGCGACACCGCCUCCACGAGUCCGUCUUCACGCCUGACUCUGGGUUGGCGACUGUCGCAGACGACGACCUCGUCGCAACGCGGCAUGUUAAGGUGGUCGACACCCCCGUGUCGCCGGCGGUGUGGUCGCAUGUACAAUCGAAGUUCCACCACGAAAGCUCUCCGUUUUGGCCCGAGCAUCGGUAUGGGGCGCCAGACGUGGGGUAUUUCAGCUACGCGUUCCGUGAGUGUGCGUCGGCCGCGCCUGCCAAUUGUGUCGAAAGUUGGAUCCAAUUGCACCUCCUGCCCCACGUCCGGGCUUCAUUUCCAGACAAAGCACGCGACAUCGUUCAUGCAGAAUGGUGGGUACAUUCAAGGGACCAAAUAUCUGGCCACCAAUUGCACUACGACACGGACGAGUCCCGGCUCACGCAGACCAACCAACUGUUUUACCCCCUCGUUUCCACUGUGUGGUACCUCUCGCCGGGCAUGUCGGCCGCACCGACGCUUGUCAUGGAUAAAAUGUUUGGACAAGAUGCAUCGGCUGCCAAAGGGUACUUGGUCGUGCCAAAGGCCAAUCGACUGGCGAUGUUUGACGGUCGAUUACUCCACGGCGUGGUGCCGCACUUUCAACAACAGCACGAUGACGUGGUAUCGUUGGCGCGAGACACACGAUUGACCCUCAUGGUGGGAUUUUGGGACAAACACGUUGCGUCCAACCCGUUCAACACGAAACAACCCACGGCCAAUAUGACCUUGCCUCACAAGACUUCAACGUUGAAGUGGCCAGCGCACUUGGCCGAGAACUUGCCUCUGUCGUCUCCUGCUGCUGCCACGUCACAGCCAGGGCCAGUGGUUGCAGUCCCGGACCCGUUGUGGGUUGAAGUACCAACGACAUGUGACGCUGCUUCUUCGGUGGACACGAGUGAUGGUGGUCUCGUUGGAGUGGGCAAGUACUUUGUCCCAGACUUAGCAGCGCUGGACGCCGACAUUGCUGGCCUUCUGGCCGAACCGACCGCCGAGGACCACGAGUGGCUGGUGGCGCAUGUUGAGGCCGACGACGUCGACCACCCGCGGCUGCUCCAAACGUUGUGCAUCCUCCACGCAUGGAUGCAGCGGGGCGGGGACUUGGCCGAUUCGGCAGGGGAUUUCCUCUUGGAACUGACGGCGCACUGCCCGGCUGCUGCUCGGGCCGUGCGCUGCAGCCACCUGUGGGCAUCGUUGUUUGUCGAUUCGUUUUUGGGGGAUGCCGGCACACAAGAGUCGGUUGAUACAUUGGCGGCGAUUGCGUGGAACGUGCUCAAAGGAUCGUCGCCGACAUCGAGUGAUAAACCCGACUGCUUCCACACCGAGGACAUGGUUGAAGCGUUGAUGGCGGCGGCGGACCGGGACGACCAAGUCACGGGCAUGGUCUGCGGCGCCUUGGCCUACUGCCUCGGCUUUGUGCCGAAUCGCAAGUGGGUUCUCGAAGGCCUAGCCCCGGUGCUGAGAGAUCUCUACGAAGAUCAAGCAAACGACGAUGACUUUGACGGACAUGUGGACAUUCGGGACUCGGAACACGCGGUGAUGACUGUGUUGCGUGCGAGUUCUGGUGAUCGCAAAAAACUCCUCUCCGCCCUCAAGGCUGGCCUCGGGCACUUUUACGUGGGCGACGUACGAGCCAAGUUUCAAAGUGCAAAGUGAAUAGUACCAGCUAGGAAUAUCCAUGGCCUGUGUGGGGUGUUGCAGAUUGCACAAAGAGCAGCGUAAACAAGUGUAAAAGGGGUAACUGCCUUGUUAUGAACAACUAAUCAUUUGACAGUGAAAUUUACACAUAACCAAGG
This is a messenger RNA of Aphanomyces astaci, 2067 nucleotides long. RefSeq lists its product as hypothetical. NCBI's taxonomy places the organism in Eukaryota, Oomycota, Saprolegniomycetes, Saprolegniales, Verrucalvaceae. The record is from RefSeq and is a predicted model, not a curated record. The transcript has a single exon. The coding region runs from base 14 to 1927 and encodes 637 amino acids.